Prosopis cineraria is the source of this 3097-nucleotide messenger RNA. RefSeq lists its product as uncharacterized. Bases 350 to 2395 code for a protein of 681 amino acids. Gene Ontology annotation, cellular component: nucleus; cytoplasm. Gene Ontology annotation, molecular function: poly(A) binding. Gene Ontology annotation, biological process: regulation of mRNA stability; mRNA processing. The transcript has 9 exons. The record is from RefSeq and is a predicted model, not a curated record. Lineage: Eukaryota; Viridiplantae; Streptophyta; Magnoliopsida; Fabales; Fabaceae.
UCAUGCCAUGGACAUGGGGCUGAUGGUACAGUGAUAGGGUGGAGUAACCGACUAUAUCAAUCUCAGGUUCCUCUCUAUCUCGCAGAUUCUCUCAUUCCCCCCUCCCUUCUCAGGAAGGCCUAAAACUCGCUGGGUUUUCCAAUCAAUGCCGAAAAUCCUUCAUCGCUACUGGAAAGUCAUUCUUCCAUGGUCUUCCUUCUCUUCCGGCAGGAAUUUCCAUUACUGCGUUAGAGGAUUUUGACAUCACCUCAAUUUAGUCAGGGUUCUGAGGCCGUCGCAAUUUUGAUAGAUUUUGUUUUUUGGUAGGCACGCUCUAUUAGGGUUUUAUUUCUGCGUUCUCGCGUAAAAAAUGGGUAGCUCUGAUCGGGUCGAUGAUCGGGCCUUCAAUGCAAAUUUCUCGGCUGAUGGAGUGGAGACGCUGAAGGAAAGAGUGAUAGAUAAGCUGAAGGAGUUCAUGGGCGAAUACACUGACGAAACUCUUGCGGAAUAUGUCAUUGUGUUGUUGAGGAAUGGUCGGUGCAAAGAAGAAGCAAAGAGUGGGUUGGAUGUAUUUUUGGGGGAUGACAGUGAUUCUUUUGUAUCAUGGCUGUGGGAUCAUCUGGCUGUGCAUUUAGAUUUGUAUGUACAACCUAAAGAAUUGCGAGAGGAAGCUCCCAAGAGAAAGCUCUCAUCAGAGGUCCAUGUGGGAAAUAAUGUUUCUCAGCAUUUCGAUUCACAAUCAGAAAGAGGAAAGUCUCAUAAGUCGUCAAUAAGUCAGCAUAACAAAGAUUGGAAAGGAGUAGCAAGGGAAGAAACUGAACCAUCUCAGAGCUCUGAGGUUGACAAUGCUCAUUUGAAGGAAAAGGCCCGAUCAAAAGUAAAUCACAGUCCAAGGUCACGAUCUCCAUCUCCAGUUAGGAAGAAAAGGGGCUGGCCUGAUGGGCAGCUGAAAACAAAGAAGGAUGUUUCAAAAGCAACUAUGAAUGCUCCUCGACGGCUACUCCAGUUUGCAGUGCGAGAUGCAGUGGCAACAUCUGGGCCAUCUAAUUUGGGCAUGACAGUGGAGCCCUCAUUGAAGCGUCUUCGUUCUGUGGUUUCUACUCCCUCUGGAAAUUCCUCUUUGGUCAAACAUCCGCUGCUGAAACAGUCUGUUUCAAGGGUGCAAAAUCCCAUGGCUACUGUGAUUAAUGCUGCAGCAGAAGCUGCCGAAGAUGUGAUUGAAAUCAAAUCAUCAAGAAGUGUAUUUGACCGACUUGGUCGUGGUAUGAAUCCAUUGGAUGGUGACAAACAACUUGGAGAUAAUUACACAAGUCAGGAGCAAGACCAAUCAUAUCUUCAAGGAUCUGACUCCAUUGGGCAGUACGCUGCGAAUGUGACUCUGUUGGACCAUGAUGGUGAUUUUCUUUCUGAUUCUACCUCUGAUAAUGAACUUCAUGGUGAUGUCAAUGCCAUGGGUCAUCAAAUGACUGGUGCUUCUCAGAUUGGCUUCUCUAGUGGUUGCAGAAGUGAGGAGUCGCUGAUGGCUCAGUACGGUGCAGUUAAAAAUGCAGAUGAUACCAUGCUCCUAAAAAGGAAUAGAAGCCAGGAGCGAGCUGCUGCUGCACCUAAUGCUUCCAAUAAAAUUAUGAAUAUAUCUGUUAAUGUAAAUACUUGGAAACCACAGCAAUAUCAGGAAUCAAGAGAGUUCGCAGAAGCUGGUGGUCACAGAAAAGUAGAUAGUGAAACAGGAGCUCCCAGAUCUGGCCAGCAACUGUUGAAGGGGAAUGCCAAACCCUUGAACACGACUAAUGGAAAUGGAAACCAAGGUGCUGAUAUUCAGAAAGAGUCUAAGAAGAUCCAAUUAUCUACUUCUGGUUCCUAUUUUGAAUACCCAGGUUCAAAUGCUGCUGGUCGUCCUUUAGAUGAUGCUGAUGCCAGAACUAUUUUUGUUAGCAAUGUGCAUUUUGCUGCCACCAAAGAUAGCUUGUCUCGUCAUUUUAGUAGGUUUGGGGAAGUGCUAAAAGUCAUUAUACUUACAGAAGCAGCAACUGGCCAACCAAAAGGGUCAGCUUAUGUGGAAUUCAUGAGAAAAGAGGCUGCUGAUAAUGCAUUAUCUCUGGAUGGAACUUCUUUUAUGUCACGCAUUCUGAAGGUGGUGAAGAAAUGUGCGGCACAUGUAGAAUCUGUUCCAACCAUGACGUGGCCACGUGUGAUGAGGGGUUCUCCAUUUCCUCCUUCUGGGUUUUCCAGAGUUCCCUUCCCAAGAGGUGCUCCGGCCUUUACUCCCUGGCCCCCAAUUAAACCUGGAGCCAGGAGCUUGCAGUGGAAGAGGGAUGCUCAGGGUGCUCCUGGCCAUGGUGCUUCUUUAAAUGCUAGCGGCGCUUCUGUGCCCUUUUCCCGUAGUCUCACCUAUGUCAGAGCAGAAACAAAAACCUAAGGCAGCUUUUGGUACCACCUUUGGUUCUCAAAAUCAUGGGAAGGCUCAUGGCAUCACAGAGUGGGUUUCCAUAUGUUGAUCAACAAAAAGGAGGGAAAAGAGAAGGGGGAAAAAACAAAGGAACUGAAGAACUUGCCUGGUCUAAUUAUUGGAUCAGAACAGAAACUAACACGGAAGGCAGCUGAGGCAUACCUCGCGAAUUGGUUCUUACAAUAAUUAGAGCUCAUGAUUGCAUCAGCGUGGCACUCUGUUCGCAAAAUAAAAGGAGGACUUAAGGGCAUUACUGGAUUAAUUUUUGAAAUAUCAUUCUUCUGUAAAUGGGGAAGGACCUUACAAUAAUCCAGAGAUCUCUUUUGUUGGAAAGUAGGUAGAAUUUGAUGUCUUUGUUUGUUUUGGUAUGAGAAAUCUGGAUUUUGGUCGGGUGAAGGUAGGAAGAAUGUACUUGGAAACAGUGGGGAUCUCGUUAGUUUUAAGUUAACUUGCGCUAGCACCACUAUAGGCGAAUUGAAGUUUGUGGAUAUGGUAGGUCCUUGUAUGUUCGGCUGUAUAUCAUGCAAUUCUCUCAUUUUGUAUACAUUCUGCAAGAGAUGUUGCAGUGGACUAGGAAAAAGAGGUUAAAAGUUGAGGUUGAGUUGGACAUAACUAGAUUAUUAUUUUAAUGAUGUAUGAGCCUAUCUGGUUGGGCAUCAGUUCUUUUCAAAA